Labrus mixtus (cuckoo wrasse) is the source of this 1993-nucleotide messenger RNA. RefSeq names its product lipase maturation factor 1 (gene lmf1). The transcript has 11 exons. The record is from RefSeq and is a predicted model, not a curated record. Gene Ontology annotation, biological process: protein maturation. Lineage: Eukaryota; Metazoa; Chordata; Actinopteri; Labriformes; Labridae. Gene Ontology annotation, cellular component: endoplasmic reticulum membrane. Bases 23 to 1747 code for a protein of 574 amino acids.
CGUGACCCUAAGGUCCCUAAACAUGGCGGCCUCUACAAGUGACAGUUCAAGCAGCUCUGUGAGGAAAAGACAUGUUGGCAACAAUAAGACAGAGACAAAGUCUGUGGACAGCAGUGAAGAAGAUGGAGAAGACAAAGAGAAAGAAAAGAGACUACAGCCGCUGCAGAAAGGGACUUACUGGCUCACACGUAUCGUGUUGCUGCGCUCAGUCUCCUUUAUUUACUUGGUGGCGUUCAGCGUGGCUUACAACCAGAACAAGCAGCUGAUAGGGGAACGUGGUCUGCUGCCCUGCAAGAGCUACCUCAACAGCGUGAAGCGCUAUGUCGGGGGUAAGAUAGGCUUGGCGGCCUUCGCGUACACGCCAUCCAUCCUCUGGUUGCUUGACUGGAGCGACAUGGAUGCCAACCUGGACGGCCUCGCUCUGCUGGGGAUGGCACUGUCGGCGUUCGUCCUGGUGACGGGAAUGGCCAAUAUGGUGAUCAUGGUUACGCUGUGGGUGCUCUACCACUCCCUGGUCAACGUGGGACAGCUGUGGUACUCCUUUGGUUGGGAGAGUCAGCUGUUGGAGACCGGCUUUCUGGCCAUCUUCCUAUGUCCAGUGUGGACUCUGUCCCAGGUUCCCCGCCGCUGUCCUCCUCCCCUUAUCUGCAUCUGGACCUUCAGGUGGCUCAUUGUUCGCAUCAUGCUGGGAGCUGGUCUCAUUAAAAUCAGAGGGGACAAAUGCUGGAGAGACCUGACAUGCAUGGACUACCACUACGAGACCCAACCAGUUCCUAACCCCAUGUCGUACUACAUGCAUCGCUCCCCUUGGUGGGUUCAUCGUUUCGAGACAUUGUCCAACCACCUCAUCGAGCUUGUCUUUCCGUUCUUCACCUUUUUGGGGAGGAGAAUGUGUACGGUCAAUGGUGCAAUCCAGAUUCUGUUCCAGGUGGUUCUGAUAGUGAGUGGGAACCUCAGUUUCCUUAACUGGCUAACCAUUGUCCCUAGCCUGGCAUGUUUUGACGACUCGUCGCUGGGCUUCUUGUUUCACUCUGGAGGUGGAGCUAGAAAGGCAGUCUUUGAGAUUCAGAAUGACUAUAAAGCUGGAAGAAACCCAAAACCCACCAAAGGUAUGAUGGUGCGUCGGGUCGUGAACAUCUCUUUGGGCAUUCUGAUUGGACUCCUGAGCAUUCCUGUAGUGAUGAACCUGUUGAGUUCCAAACAGUUGAUGAACACCUCUUUUGACCCACUGCGCAUCGUAAACACGUACGGCGCCUUUGGAAGCAUUACCAAGGAGCGUACUGAGGUGAUUUUCCAGGGCACUCAAAGCCUUGAUCCCAAGGACCCAGAGGCAGUGUGGGAGGAGUACCAGUUUCUGUGUAAGCCAGGGGACGUUUACCAGCGACCAUGCCUCAUAUCACCAUACCACUACCGACUAGACUGGCUCAUGUGGUUUGCUGCUUUCCAGACCUACGAGCAGAGUGAGUGGGUAAUCCACAUAGCAGGACGUCUGCUGUCCAAUGACAGCGCGGUCCUUUCUUUGCUUGACCACAACCCCUUCCAAGGCACAGAAACUCCAAGGUGGGUUCGAGGGGAACAUUUCAGAUACAAGUUCAGCCAGCCGGGCAGUUCCAGCGCGGCGCAGGGGAAGUGGUGGUUAAGAAAACGCAUAGGGGCCUACUUCCCUCCCGUUGACCUGGAAGGACUCAGAGGAUACUUUCAGUCCAGGAACUGGCCCCAUCCACACAUGCCACCCAACAAGAACUAAAGCCCCAAACUCAGACUAUUCUGUAGUACCAGGAGGAGAUCAGAAGACCUCACAUGUUGAGAGUGGACACGGUCAUUUCAGAUCAAGUGUUGUAAUAACGACCAAGGAUGACAUCAUGUUUUGUGAUAAAAGUGCUUUUAUGUAACUGAUAUCAAAUGUCCUGAUAUUUUCCCACAAUCAAUGUAUUGAAUGAGGUGUUAAUGGAAGAAUGUGAAACAUUUUACACAUAAAUAAAGCAGAAAUCAA